This is a messenger RNA of Anopheles cruzii, 2605 nucleotides long. Its product is annotated as CLIP domain-containing serine protease B4-like. Bases 62 to 1222 code for a protein of 386 amino acids. Gene Ontology annotation, molecular function: serine-type endopeptidase activity. Gene Ontology annotation, biological process: proteolysis. The record is from RefSeq and is a predicted model, not a curated record. Lineage: Eukaryota; Metazoa; Arthropoda; Insecta; Diptera; Culicidae. The transcript has 5 exons.
GACUCAACGACGACGCCAUCGGUCCCAUCGGAGUCGUGCGACAUCGUACCGCCAUCUCGUCAUGAGAGCCGCCACUUCGUUUGUAGUGCUGUGUGCAGUUGGGCUGCUUCGCAUCAACGUGGCACAGUAUCUCGCCAACUGUCAAACUCCGGUCGGUGAAGGGGGAACGUGUGUGCUAGUGCGCGAGUGCCCCUUCGCCCGCGCCGUGCUGAAGAAGAAGGAUCACUCCAACAACGACAUCCGCUACCUGGAGGCGGCCCGCUGUGGGCAGCUCGAGACGAAGGUACUGGUCUGCUGCAACGAACCGAACGUGACGCAGACGGCGGAACCGGUCGACCCGGAAACGAUUGCUGGGCUGGUGGAAAAUCGGUUCGGUACGCGGGAGGAAAAGCGAGACCUACUACCGACGGACUGUGGUCAAGCUAGUCACGAUCGAGGUCCGAUCCCGGGCGCGAGGGCCAAGCUCUUUGAUCACCCGUGGAGCGUACUGAUUCAGCACCGGAAUAAGGACGGCGAAGCUCGAUUCCACUGCGGAGGAGCCCUGAUAAGCAAUCGAUACGUGAUAACGGCGGCCCACUGCAUCAUGGGCAUGAAGAAAAGCUGGACCAUCACCCAGGUACGGAUCGGUGAGUGGAACCUCAGGACAGAUCCCGACUGCUCGAACGAGCGCCCCGAUGGCUACCUGGAGUGCGCCGAUCGUGUACAGGACAUAGCCAUCCAGAAGGUCACGAUCCCAUCGAACUACAGCGGUCCCGGUUCCGCGGAAGUGCAGCAAGACAUUGCAUUGCUCCGGCUGGCCCGAAGGGUAGAGUUCAAUUCUGCCGUGGCGCCGAUCUGCCUGCCGCUCGAUUUGGAGCUACGCAACGAGCUACACGUCGAAUCGGGACGCUUCUUCGAGAGUGGCUGGGGCAAGACGAUCGACGCCGGCGGUACCGAUUUGAAAAUGAACUACUUCUCCGCGGGCGUCCCACGGGGCGUGUGUCGAGAAAAGUAUCCCCAUGUGAACGUGGGCGAAGGGCACAUCUGUGCCACACCGCAGCAGGAAGCGGACACGUGCCGGGGUGACUCCGGAGGCCCGCUGAUGUUCCGCCACUCGAAGGGAGCGCUGUACCUCGUCGGUGUCGCCAGCGUUCGCAAAGGCUGCGCCAUCACCGGAGAGCCGGCGGUCUACACCAACGUGGGCUACUUUGUUGAUUGGAUCGUCGAUAAUCUCGAACCGUAGGGUGCUCAUCAAAGUAUUAACCGGAGUGUCUUCGAGGGACACUCUUGUAAACGGGUGAAAAAUUACAAAACAGCUGUUCGAAUAAACGUCAAAAUUCGGUCCAAUGCGGCCAGUUCCGUGGUCCGGGUCCACUUGAAAGGUCAUAAAAUGAACGAACCAGAUGUUAACAAACUAGCGCGAUGAACGAUAAUUGCGUUCCGAUGGAUGAGAUUUUGCAAAUUGAGCUGAACAACAAGUCGGCCGGAUUCCCCAACACCGACCCAAAUGCGUUCGCCAUUGGGGAAACCUUUGCCAAAAAUCUCCCAACUUUCACCGACGAUGAAGACCCGUACACGGGUACCCUUUCCAAUUUUAUGCCUCAGAGCCGUCCGCAACCCCUAAUUUACGAUCCAAACAACAUGGGCGAGACCUUUAGCGGAGAAUGUUAUGACCCUGCUCCGCUUGUGGGGAUAAGGUAAACACUCGGAUGAUCCGUUACCUCCAUCCUUCAUCCGGGCACCCAUCCUGUGGCCAUCCGUCAGGAUGGGAUGGAGGAUUAAUUUAGAGCCAAGCCACCCGGCGUGGUUUGUUUAACAUUUUGCACCGCAUGAUCGAACCCGUUAAGGUGCGCGAUCGUAAAAAGAGGUUUUAUUUGCCAACCGGGCAGUUCGGCCACUCCCUACGUUACACAUCAGAUACUUACCAGUGCGGCUUCCAGCGAAUUGAUGCACAGCUUACGAGCAAAGCACGAGCACUUUUUUGCUAAUAAUUUUCCCAAGUUUCUAUUUCGGUUUUAGCUUCGGUGCACGCGAGCAGAGCAGCAAAUAUUGGCGGAGUAUGUUGCAUAAUCAAUUAAAGCGUUGUAUGUUGGGCUUCAGCCAUUAGGCUGCACUGUUAAGUCCACAGUGCACGUCCUGCGGCACAGGGCAGGAAGGCACUGGCAGCGUUGCGAACACUAUAGGCACCUUCCGGGCUUCGCUAUUUGUAUUUUCAGCGCUAUCCGGGAUUGUAUUUUCAGCUUUCGCGUCGUCCUGCCUGGAAUCUAACAACCUGCGGGGGACAAAACGCGCUAGUUGGUCUAAUUUGUCGUAAGGCGGAAAAAACGGACUGUCUGUCUCGAUGAACUUCAUGAGAGAUUGCAGUUCCGCGCCCGAAAGUACGAAAUAAACUCGUCCAGAAUUUGGACGGGAUAGACCGGCGGAUGCGUGCAGUUCGGAACAUGCGUUGGUUUGCAUUUUCUACUCUUUAGUACCGAUGCUCGUAUUAUAUAAUCGUCAUGAAAGGUUUUUGUGUUAGGAAACUGUUUUAAACUCUUUUUGUCAAGCCCUUGACCAAAACUUCGAGCCUAACCAUUCAAAUACAAAAACUUCACCAAGUGGUUCAACAAAGUGCAAACGCUUCAAC